Parnassius mnemosyne (clouded apollo) is the source of this 855-nucleotide messenger RNA. NCBI's taxonomy places the organism in Eukaryota, Metazoa, Arthropoda, Insecta, Lepidoptera, Papilionidae. The record is from the annotation of a GenBank genome assembly.
AUGGCUUCAAAGAAGUUUGAACAAAGGAAUUUUGAAGGAAUAGACAAUCCUGCUGCUACGGAAGAUAACGGAAAUAAUUUAAGACCAGAUCUCGUAAUAAAUGUACAGCCUAGAUCUCCAGAAAAUGGUCGCGCCGAAUUGCCCGUGAACACAGUAGACUGGCAAUCACGGAGUCGGGGUCAGUUCAUCCCUAGGCAUGGUCUAGAUUUUCUCAUCGGUGUAUCAAGUCUCCUUAUACAGCAAACUGUUGAGUUGAAUGAUCUUACUUCUAAAAUCGAUUCAGAAAAUCGGUAUAUCGUAAGAGUACCAAAUGGCGAAGCCCUGUACUUUGCCAGUGAAGUAUCAACAUCCACUCAGAGAUGCCUGUGUGGCACAGGGCGGUCGUUCGUGAUGCACAUACACGAUAACACGCGGCAAGAAGCAAUGAUGUUGCAAAGACGUUUAGCCACCGCUUCGUGUCUCUUCCCUUGCAGGCUACAAGAAAUGAAAGUUAUAACACCACCGGGCAAUUAUGUAGGCCGCGUGCAUCAGCAGUGGACGUGGAUGGUUCCAUUCUAUCUAGUGAGAGACGCUAACGACGAUGUUCUGUUUGUAAUCGAGGGCCCUGCUACAAUAAAGAGGAGUGCACUGAUACUUUCUGAAUUUAAGAUAAUGUCUGGCGAUUCCUUGCGCGAAGUCGGUAAGAUAUCGCACGGAUGGCACCGAGAACUGGUGAACUUUGCAACUAUACUCAAGUUCCCAGACGGGGCCGUGCAACCAAAACACAAGGCUCUUCUACUGGCAGCGACUUUCUUAUUGGAAUACACGUACUUCGAACGGGCAAAGACAAGCUGUUUACGUUGCAACUGCCUAUAG